Messenger RNA from Juglans microcarpa x Juglans regia, 486 nucleotides. RefSeq lists its product as uncharacterized. The transcript is spliced from 2 exons. The record is from RefSeq and is a predicted model, not a curated record. NCBI's taxonomy places the organism in Eukaryota, Viridiplantae, Streptophyta, Magnoliopsida, Fagales, Juglandaceae. The coding region runs from base 117 to 449 and encodes 110 amino acids.
GGUGGGGGUAAAAAGGCAUGGUGUCGCAUUCAACUGGGAGCCAAAGUGACACGUGAAAUAAGAGAGCCCGUUACUGAGCAUAAAGUUGGACCAUUCCCAUCUUCAGUCUACUGGAAAUGACGAUUAUCAAUGUUCAAGGUGAUGCAAGGGGAGAAAGUUCCCGAGGAAAAGGUGUUGGAAGAGGUGUUCAGGCUAGAAGAUUUGUCCCAUACUCAUGUAGAGCCCGUCGACCCCGAGGAGUUCGUAUCAAUUCAUACCAUAGCUCAACUUCAGAUGCAGAUAAGUCAGGCUCGGAUGACUCAACGCAGCCUCCUAGUCAUCCAUGGGAGCCUCCAUGUCCCAUUCAUCAGCCCCCACCCCAUGCCAAUAUAGAAUCCUCACUCGUAAGAGAACCUGAACCGAACAGAGAGGAUAUCGGUACGAUCAUCAUUUGCGUGUUAUUUCAAUAAUUGUUGUCUUUGAACCAUAUAUGUGUAAACACCAAAG